Messenger RNA from Saccostrea echinata, 2166 nucleotides. RefSeq lists its product as uncharacterized. Lineage: Eukaryota; Metazoa; Mollusca; Bivalvia; Ostreida; Ostreidae. The transcript has 10 exons. The record is from RefSeq and is a predicted model, not a curated record. Bases 184 to 1371 code for a protein of 395 amino acids.
GUCUGGUAGAUGGUGAAACUGUAUUCUUCUCCAAUAUCAGAAGAUAAAAACUGUCCUCCAAAAAAUGGAGGCCACCUAGACCUGUUAAGCCUAUUGAUACUUUUUCGAAACAUUUAUGUUUUGUAUUAUAAUCCCCUGUUUGUUGUUAUGCUUUAGUGACAUCACAACAAGCGCAAGGACAAUAUGGCCCAGUACAAAGUUCCAGAUCCUGACAAAGAUGAAGUUUGUCCUUAUGACAAAUCACAUGUCUUUCCAGCCAAAAGGAUGCAGUAUCAUCUCAUGAAGUGCAGAAAGAACCACAAAGGAAGUGUAUUUGCCACCUGUCCUUUCAAUGCAAGACACGAGAUGCCUAAACCAGAGCUGCGCUUCCAUCUAGAAAAUUGUCCAGACAAGGCAGUGAUUGAACCGAUGCUAGCUCAUGAGAGUAGUAAGAGGAAUGGAGAAGAUGCGUCCAUGUUUAGAGGAUGUACAGAUCUACCUGUGUAUGAUAAUGUUGUAAUUAACAGCGAGGAAAACUGGGAUGAUGAGAUUCCCUCUGUGGCCAGGAUUGGGGUGGACCCCCAGUUCUUUGCUCGUCAAGACCAUAUGAUUAUCCCAGGACUGACAAAAUCAGAGAAGAAAGAGUUUGCAAAACAAAUGUACCUUCCUGCAGAAGAUAGAAGGUACUUGUCACACAACAUAGAAACAGAACAGCCAUUAAAGGAUGAGCAGUCGAAGCUGCGUCUCCCUAAAACGGCAGCCCAGACUUAUCUAUCCAAUCAGAAUAAGUCGUUUCAGCAGCCAUCAGCAGUGUUUGCAUAUUCUUUAUCUAUGACAGGUGUAGGUAGAGGACUACCAGAUAAUGGUACGAGUAGAGAAGAGAAUAAAAGGCCAGGUCGAAGCAGGGGGAGGGGCCAUGGCUCCAUCAAAGCAGUAGGCAGGGGAACCACUAUUGCUGAAACAAAUAGAAAUAUGCCUCUAGGAAAGGGGUUUAACCACAAUAAUAGUGGUCCAUUUUCGACUGUCCAGAAAGGAACCCCAGCAGCUGUAGGUCUUGAGGGCCUGAAGACCACCCCUGAGUUUAGUGUGGGAGUUGGUCGAGGAAACAGAGCAUCUUAUGGAAUGUCAUCCCCAUUCUCCUCUGUGAUUGCUGCAAUGCCUCAACAAAACAAAAAUGCAGAAAAAGACUUGGAAUCAGAUUACAGUGUGAAGGAUGGGGACAAAAAGCUGAGGAGGAUCGAGAAGAAGUUGAGACAGAUUCAGCUGCUGGAAGAUAAGAUGGAGGAGGGGUACACUCUGACAAAGGAGGAGGCUGCAAAAGUUGGCAUGAAGAGAAGUUUGACAGCUGAAAGAGAUCAGUUACAACAAGAGAAUGAAUCAAGAAAAAUUUAGAGAUUUUUGCAAGUUGAUCAAAUUUUUUCCAACUAUAGUGUCAGAGAUUUUUUCUUUUUUUGAGUUUUGUAUAUAGUUUUCUUCAUAAUUAACGUGUAAAUAGUAUUUCAUACAUUGACAUUAAGCACAUAUGUUUGAAUAUGUGUGAAUAUCCUCUUUAUUUAAAAAAAUUGAAACCAAGAUGCUUUUGAAAUAUUCUUUUAAGGUAUAGAUCUAACUUUAGUUAGUUGGUGCUAAGACAGGUUAGAAAUGGUGAGGUGAUGUGGAUGUUUAGAAUAAACACAUAUUCAGAUGAUUUUUAGCUCACCUGAGCCGAAGGCUCAAGUGAGCUUUUCUGAUUGAAAUUUGUCUGUCGUCGUUGCCGUUGGCGUUGUCGUAAACUUUUCACAUUUUUAGCUCACCUGAGCUGAAAGCUCAAGUGAGCUUUUCUGAUCACAUUUUGUCCGUAGUCCGUCUGUCCAUCUGUCCGUCCGUCCGUCCAUCUGUAAACUUUUCACAUUUUCGACUUCUUCUCCAGAACCACUGGGCCAUUUUCAACCAAACUUGCCACAAAGCAUCCUUGGAAGAAGGGGGUUCAAGUUUGUUCAAAUGAAGGGCCAUGCCCUCUUCCAAGGGGAGAUAAUUAAGAAUAAGUGAAAAUUUGGUGUCUUUUUUUAAAAAUCUUCUUCUCAAGAACCAUUGGGCCAGAGAAGUUGAAACUUAUGGGAAACCUUCAUUACAUAGUGUAGAUUCAAGUUUGUUCAAAUCAUGACCCCCGGGGGUCGGGUGGGGCCACAAUGGGGGAUCAAAGUUUUA